Messenger RNA from Mucor mucedo, 1145 nucleotides. RefSeq names its product FAM50A protein. Gene Ontology annotation, biological process: chromatin organization. Gene Ontology annotation, cellular component: nucleus. The record is from RefSeq and is a predicted model, not a curated record. NCBI's taxonomy places the organism in Eukaryota, Fungi, Mucoromycota, Mucoromycetes, Mucorales, Mucoraceae. The coding region runs from base 64 to 1014 and encodes 316 amino acids. The transcript has 8 exons.
UUAAGCCCAGAGAAAAUUUAAAUUUUUUAUUCCUGUUGUCUUUUCCCUUGCUUUAUAAUCACCAUGAAUUCUAAAGGUGAAGGUCAUCGCCAGUCGAUGCUUGAGAAGCAGCGACAAAAAAUUUAUGAGGAGUCUGAAAAAGAACGUCAAAAGAAUGCCAAGAUGAGCGAAGUUCGCGUUGGAUCGGACAAGUUUGUAAAGACAAAGACCGACAUCGAAUCCCAAUUGAAGAGCAGUACGAUUGGUCUGACAGAACUGAAAGAUUACAGAAAGAUUCGAGAGAAUUUAGAGGAACAACAAAAAAGAGAAGCUGCUUUAACCGCACCUAUCGGUGAUGAUAAGAGAAAGAAAAAGAAGAAGAAGCAGCCUUUAAAGUUGUCAUUUGCUGGUGACGAUGAUGAAGCAGAGUUAGAAGCAGAAGAGGAGCAAGUGGUAUUUAAGAAAAGAAAGAUGUUAAAAGAUCCUACAAUCGAUACCAGCUUCUUGCCAGAUAGAGAAAGAGAAGAUAAGGAACGUAUCGAACGUGAGGAGUUACGAAAGGAAUGGAUUUUGAAGCAAGAGGAGAUAAAAAAUGAGCAAAUCAAUAUUACGUAUUCAUUUUGGGAUGGAAGUGGACAUCGUAAAGUAGUCAAGUGCAAGAAGGGCGACUCUAUUCAGCAAUUUUUAGAAGCUUGUCGUCAACAAUUUCCUCAAUUGCGAGGUGUCAAUGUAGAUAACUUAUUGUACAUCAAGGAAGAUCUUAUUAUUCCCCAUCAUUUUACUUUUUAUGAUUUCAUCAUCAACAAAGCCAGAGGUAAAUCAGGUCCCUUAUUCAGUUUCGAUGUGCAUGAUGAUGUUCGGUUAGUGAACGAUGCUACGAUUGAGAAAGACGAGUCUCAUGCUGGUAAGGUAGUCGAAAGAUCGUGGUACGAAAGAAACAAGCAUAUCUUUCCCGCUAGUCGGUGGGAAGUCUUUGAUCCUGCUAAAUCUUAUGGCAAGUAUAAGAUCAAGGAUACAGGUCAAAAAGUCAUGUAAUUUGAAAAUUAAAAAUAUAAUAAAAAACAGCAACAAGGACCUUUUCAGUUUUGUAAAUAAGAGAAGUUGCUACACAAUCAGUGGAUUUGAAGGAUUUGAAAUCCGGAAACUGAGAAACGUCUUACAAACAA